AUGAACAAGAUUUGGGUUGUACUCUGCCUUAGGGAUGGGACUAAUGACAUGUAUUGUUGUGUGAUUCAGGCAGUCAGGGACUACUACACUAACCAUGAUGUUGCUAGUGUCUUACAAAAAAUGAAUAGGGAACCCGAAGAUCACACCAAUCAAGAAACUGAAGUUAAAAUCAAUGAAGAAAGCAUUGAUAAUGGAAACCAAGAACAAGAGCCUGAUCUCACUAAAGGACGGGAAGAGACUGUUAGGGAAACCGAAACUCAAACCAAUGCAGAAACUGAACCUAUCAUCAAUGAAGAAACCAAUGCCAAUGUAAACAAAGAACAAGAGGAAGUGAAUCAGAAGAAUGACAAAAGAAGGAAACAUAUUGCAAAAAGGAAACAAGGGAAUGAAAUUGUUGUUAGAGAUGUCAAGAAGCACAAGUCUGCAGUUGUUGUGCACUCGAGAUCAAAAGACUGUGUAGAAGUGGAUAACAAAUCAAAACCGGUGGAGAAGAAAAAGGCUAGACUUUUGGUCCAAAGAAUACCACCAAAUUGGUUCAUGGCACUUAUUCCUAAAAUUCCGAGACAACACAGAGCUGCCAUUAGGAAAAUAGGCUUUGGUGCCUUCCUUGAUUUAGAUAUUGGUGCCCAUAAGUCUGCGUUUUCUGCUGAACUUGUAACAAGCUUAGACGCCAACAGAGUUAAUUUGGUGAUGGAUAAUAAAGAAGAAAUAGAUAUUCAGUUGAAAGACAUACACCUUGUGUACGGGCUUCCAAUAGGAGGAAGGAAAAUAGUGGAACCGAAGAAGGAAGAAGAUGAAGAAUGGGUUUCAUUUCUGAGAACAUGGAGGGGAUUCUUUAACAUGGAAAGUGGAAGUCCAUACCUGUCAAAAGUAUUAGAUAGGUUGAAUGAGUUAUGUGAAAAAGACUUGUGUGAUGAUUUUUUAUGGCAUUUCGUGGUGUGUGUAGUGAAUACUUGUAUAUGCUCAACAUCAAGACCGGAAGUGGCAUACAAGUUUCUGUAUAGCUGCAUGGACAUACAGAAAAUUCAUGAAUUAGACUGGUGCCAUUACACUUUUGUAAAUAUGAAGAUAGCUGCUGAAAAAUGGAAAGGAGGAAAUGCUUAUUUCACUGGACCAUUGCCUUUCUUACUGAUUACAUAUUUUGACCGGUUGCAAAGGGAGAAGAUUGUGCAACCAAGAGAGUUCCCUCUCCUUUCAGUCUGGAACAGUGAGAGGAUAGAAGAAAGAAUGAAGAUUGAAAACAAGAGGGGCUUUGGAAAGGGGGUUGUGCUCAAAAGAAUAGCUUAUGAAGGAUUACUAGAAGAACAAGUUGAAGAACACAUAUACCAGAAAGAUCCUCACUUGCAAGCAGGCUCAUCAACUUCAUCCUACAACAUUAUGGGCUUUCUGGACAAAUUUGGGGAUUUGGCUAAGGCACUGGCUUCAAAUAUCAACGAGAUGUAUGUUAUGGUAGAUAAAGCAUCUGACCUUUUCAAAGAAGGCGAUACAGCAGAGGAACUGAAAAGGCUGGUCGAUAAUAUUUGGAGCAAGUACACAAAUAAGCCAACUGAGCCAAUUCUGCCCGAAGCACAAGAAAAAGUCAAGAGUCCUUCAGUUCUUAGCCAGGACAAACAAAUGUUUGAUGAACCUGGAUUCAUUGAGGAAUUGGACGUGGUAAUGGCUAAGGCAUGGGAAGAUUACCAAGAGAGAAUAGGUAUGAGUAAGAAAUUUGUCAAGCCACGUCCAACAAAAAAGAAAAAGAAGGCAAGAGAUGAAUCUGAUAUAUUAGGCUUCAAAUUGUUGACCCAAAGCCAAACCGAUGAAGAAGAAGAGCAACCCCUCCCAUUUGCUACAACAACGACACACAUCUUUGUUCCAGAAUCAGAAUCACCAGUGAUCCUUAGUGAUAUUCCAUCUUCAUCUGCAUUAAAGCCAACAGAAGUGAUUUCUCUCGACAGUGCUGAAUCGUUUGAAAAUAUGGAUUUGGAUUUGGACUUGGAUCUGGCACUUGGAGUUCAAAAAUCCUUGGAAAAUGCAGCAAACAAUGUCAAAAGCCAAGAACAAACAGACACAGAAAAUGCAACAAACAAGCCAAGUUCGGGUAAAGAUGAUGACCCUAAGGAAAGAGCGUCUGAUGUUGUUCCAACAGAGGCUACUUUGGGUAACAAUGAUCAGCAAAUGGGAACAGAAACUACUAAAACACCAACUGGUUUAGAUAUUGAUGGAAAGCAAGCUGGUUCGCCAAAAUAUGAGGAGCCAAAACAGAAAAUAGAUGAGCAGGAGGGGGGAAAUGAUGAAAGUAGAAAGAGUCAAAGAUGCAUUGAGAAGCUCACGCAAUAUUUAAGAUCGCCUUUCAUGGUCAAACAUGAUGCAGCGUUCAAGAGAGUAGAUGUUGCUAAAAGAAGGAUGGCUGAUUAUGCAUUUGCUGAAGGACCAAUUGAGUAA
This is a messenger RNA of Spinacia oleracea (spinach), 2424 nucleotides long. RefSeq lists its product as uncharacterized. The coding region runs from base 1 to 2424 and encodes 807 amino acids. The transcript is spliced from 8 exons. NCBI's taxonomy places the organism in Eukaryota, Viridiplantae, Streptophyta, Magnoliopsida, Caryophyllales, Amaranthaceae. The record is from RefSeq and is a predicted model, not a curated record.